AUGAACGUCUUGCGCAGCGGGGGUGGCAUCCUCCGGGUUUCACGGCCCUGUCGACCCCAGACUCUUCUCCGCACUCGUUACCCCAUAUCGCCCGCCUUGAACCGAGGGUUUCAUGCCGCACCCUGGCUGCUGGGACCAAGAUCGCAGAUCUUGAAGGAUGUUGGUGAAGGUAUCACCGAGGUGCAGAUCAUCCAAUGGUAUGUUGAAGAAGGAGCACACAUUGAGGAAUGGGCGCCUCUGUGCCAAUAUCAAUCCGACAAAGCUGUGGACGAUAUUACAUCAAGAUAUGAAGGCGUGAUUAAAAAGCUCCAUUUCGAGGCCGACGAUACCAUCCCUACCGGAAAGGCGCUCUGCGAUAUUGAGGUCGACGAUGCGAAAUACCCCGAUGAAAACCCUCCGCCUGAACCAAAGGCCGACCAAGUACCCACCGAAGCGGCUUCGACCCCUGAAACUGCAACAGAAUCAUCUGAGGCUGCUCCUCCAACAUCCGAGAUGAUCAUUGAGGCACCGGUAGAGAGACCCGAUUUGCCAAAAUCCAAGCAUGCAUCUCUUGCCACGCCUGCAGUGCGAGGCUUGCUCAAAACCCAUAAUAUCCAUAUCCUUGAUAUCGAUGGAACAGGCAAAGAUGGCCGGGUGUUGAAAGAGGACGUCUUGAGAUUUGUUGAAUCUAGAGACUCCUCCGCUGAAUCCGCGGCAGCCUCUAUCGUCUCUUCUACUACACCCGACAAACGCCAGACCGAGUCUACAGUCAGAUUGACACCGAUCCAAUCGGCCAUGUUUAAGACAAUGACCAAGUCUCUCAACACACCCCACCUUCUCUAUGCUGAUGAGCUGAGUGCCAGCGAAAUCACUGCCAUCAGAAAGAAACUCACCAGUGACGCAAAAGAUCCCAAAAAGAUCACAUUCCUCCCCUUCGUGGUCAAGGCCGUCUCCCUGGCAUUGAACGAGUUCCCUAUCCUCAACGCCCGAGUCGAUGCCAGCGACCCUGCCAAACCAAAACUCGUCAUGCGCUCCAAGCAUAACAUUGGUAUUGCAAUGGACACACCCAACGGUCUUAUCGUACCCAAUAUCAAAGAUGUUGCGAGCCGGUCGAUCUUCGACAUUGCUGCGGAGAUCUCACGGCUCAGUGCACUCGGCAAAGAAGGCAAGCUGACACCUUCCGACCUCAAUGGAGGGACAAUUACCGUUUCAAAUAUUGGAAACAUUGGAGGGACGUACGUCGCGCCUGUCAUUGUACCGACAGAGGUGGCAAUCCUCGGUGUCGGGCGUACUAGAACGGUGCCCGUUUUUGAUAAGGAGGGACAAGUCGCCCGUGGAGAACUGGUGAAUUUCAGCUGGAGCGCAGACCACCGGGUUAUUGAUGGUGCGACAAUGGCACGCAUGGGUAACCGGGUGCGUGACUUUGUCGAGGCGCCGGAACUGAUGCUCCUGAACUUGAGGUGA
Penicillium argentinense is the source of this 1443-nucleotide messenger RNA. RefSeq lists its product as uncharacterized. The record is from RefSeq and is a predicted model, not a curated record. Lineage: Eukaryota; Fungi; Ascomycota; Eurotiomycetes; Eurotiales; Aspergillaceae. The coding region runs from base 1 to 1443 and encodes 480 amino acids. Gene Ontology annotation, cellular component: cytoplasm; mitochondrion. Gene Ontology annotation, molecular function: lipoic acid binding; acetyltransferase activity. The transcript has 4 exons.